AUGGGUUGGUGGGGGUCCUCUAAGAAAGAAUCAGCUGAUUCUAAUGAAAAUACAAAUUCAUUAAUGGAUAACAAGAAAAUUCCAAUUGAUAAUGACGAAACACCUAUAACAAACUAUACAAGAGGACAAAAGAUACUGUUAGAAGACACAAGACCUAAGUUCAAAGGUGAACUAUCGCAAAGUCAAUUAGCCCAUCAAAAUGAACAGAAUCAGCUUAAGCAAGCUUGGGAUUCUGUUUCUAUGACUGACUUCUCAUUUGAGAAGCUUACUUCGAUUCCUUGUUUUAGAGAUGCAGGAAUGAUGGGGUUUUCCAGUUUAUUUGUUGUAGGUUCAAUUAUAUUCUUAUACCAUAAAAAUCCUACCAAGGCAACUAAUUGGGGGGUUGGUAGCUUUCUUUUAGGUUCAAUCGUUGGCUGGGAACAAUGUCGAGCUAAAAGAAGACGUAGUUUUCAAAAUGCACAAAGGGCAAAAGAAACCAUGGCCAAGAAAGAAAGACCUAUGUUAAAUAAGGUACAGCAUGAUGAGAGAUUGGUGAAUCAAUGGGACAAAUCGAAGAUCAAUGACAGUACAAAACCAUCUCCUACUAAUGAAGGUAAACCAUGGUAUAAAUUUUGGUAA
This is a messenger RNA of Vanderwaltozyma polyspora DSM 70294, 618 nucleotides long. RefSeq names its product Cox20p (gene COX20). Gene Ontology annotation, cellular component: mitochondrial inner membrane; mitochondrion. The record is from RefSeq and is a predicted model, not a curated record. The transcript has a single exon. Gene Ontology annotation, biological process: mitochondrial respiratory chain complex IV assembly. NCBI's taxonomy places the organism in Eukaryota, Fungi, Ascomycota, Saccharomycetes, Saccharomycetales, Saccharomycetaceae. The coding region runs from base 1 to 618 and encodes 205 amino acids.